ACAGAUGUCACUCCGCGCACACUGACAGCCUGCCUACCCGCUGCCCGCGAACAGAGAGAUAGACAGAGAGAGAGAGAGAGAGAGAGAGGAAAGGAGGUCUGUGAAGCAGGCACAGACAGACAAGCAGACGCACACACACACACACACACUCGUCUCUGUCUCUCCAGCAUCUUUCGUGUUUCUUUUCUCCCCCUGAAGGCUCGGUGUGCGUGCGUGCGUGCGGGUCUGCAUGGCUAAGAGGAGCACGCCGGAGAGCGACGCGCGGACGAGAGAAUUCAGCGCCGGUGGAUUGUCCUCCCGGUGCGUGUGAAACAUAGAUUUGUUUUCCUCCGCGGUGUGUGUGUGUGUGUGUGUGUGUUUUUCCCCUCUACCCCAUCGCACCUCGUUGGUCGGGACUCGCUGCUCAUCUCGCCUUGUCAGCUGCAACAGAAGGAUAAAAUAAAGGGAUGCUUUGAACGCCGCCUCCGUCUUCACAAAGACGAGAGCCACAGCCGAGAGAAGAGACAGAGGGAGAGGGAGAGACAGUGGAGGAGAAAAAGGGAGGAGAGGAGUCUUCCCUUAUUCCCAGCAACACUGGGUGGAAAUAGCUGCCACCAUCAGACAAUAAGUUGCUCCGCAGUUGUCCGGACGACGUGACCCGCCACGAGGUCUGGGUGUCACUGGCUGAUGGUCGGGACUCGGGACCCCGGACCCACUGAGUGCUUUCUCCACUGCCUUCUCCGACUUCACCUCGCUAACUCGACAUCCGCUGUGCUGUGAGAAACGACAUAAUUAAACUGACCUCUCUGCAUCAACUUCGGGGGAAAAAGAGAAAAGCCUUUGUCUGUUGCUGCUGUCCCUGUGUUGAGAUGUGCAGGACGCCCGCACUGCCCAGCCCGUUCCCGGCCAGGCCUCUUCUCCGACUGACCACGUCUGAAGUGUCUGAGAACAUGAAGUGUUUAUAACCAUAGGUAAUGACGAGGCACAACCCUAACCCUGGAGAUGCCGAAGAGAAGAGACAUUCUUGCCAUCGUGUUGAUCGUGUUGCCGUGGACACUGCUCAUCACUGUCUGGCACCAGAACGCCAUUGCACCCCUGCUGGCCAUUCGCAAGGCUUGUCACCACCUAGUCAGAGACUUCUUUAUCAUUCCCGAGCGGCUAGCCAUCCACCGCCACCGCCUCGCAGAUGACGGUGCGGACGGACGCCGCGAGGCGGGUGCGGUGGGCGAUUCCAAGGAGUACUGCUCGCCGGACAAGGACAUCGUGGAGGUGGUGCGCACCGAGUACGUGUACACGCGGCCGCCGCCCUGGUCCGACGUGCUGCCCACCAUCCACGUGAUCACGCCCACCUACAGCCGGCCGGUGCAGAAGGCAGAGUUGACGCGGCUGGCCAACACCUUCCUGCACGUGGCCAACCUGCACUGGAUCCUGGUGGAGGACUCGCAGCGCCGGACGCCGCUGGUGGCGCACCUGCUCCGAGAGACGAGCCUCAACUACACGCACCUCAACGUGGAGACGCCGCGCAACUACAAGCUGCGGGGCGACACGCGGGACCCGCGCAUCCCCCGCGGAACCAUGCAGCGGAACCUGGCACUACGCUGGCUACGGGAGACCUUCAGCCCCAACAGCAGCCAACCGGGCAUCGUCUACUUCGCUGAUGACGACAACACCUACAGCCUGGAGCUGUUCGAGGAGAUGCGCUCCACGCGGAAGGUCUCGGUCUGGCCCGUGGCGUUUGUGGGCGGCCUACGCUACGAGUCGCCUAAGGUCAAUGCUGCUGGCAAGGUCUACGGAUGGAAGACCGUGUUUGACCCACACCGCCCGUUCGCCAUCGACAUGGCCGGCUUCGCCAUCAACCUGCGCCUCAUCCUCUUCAAGCCCCAGGCCUACUUCAAGCUGCGGGGAGUCAAGGGGGGUUACCAGGAGAGCAGCCUGCUCCGAGACCUGGUCACCCUCGACGACCUGGAGCCCAAGGCGGCCAAUUGCACUAAGAUUCUUGUUUGGCACACCAGGACUGAAAAGCCUGUGCUCGUUAACGAGGGCAAAAAGGGAUUCACAGACCCCAAUGUAGAGAUCUGACGUUCGCCAUCUCUAGCGAUGGUGAGGAACCACACACGAUGCCAAAUAUACAGAAUAGUGUGCGUGGUGUGUCUGAUACAUUGACUGACUUCAUUACAACUUCAAGAUGUUGUUAUUAAAUCGUAGAAGCAAAACUCAAUUCAGUUGAUUUCUGAUUAAAUAUUUUAAUUCAUACACAAUAUCAUUACAUAUAUGUACACAUAUUCUUGUUCUAAAACCUGAAGACAUUUUAUUUUGCUGCUGAUUUUUGGAACAUGCAGGAAAGAAUACAGAUGUUCAGUUCUGACGUCACAUAUUAAACGUAAUCUGACACAG
Alosa sapidissima (American shad) is the source of this 2373-nucleotide messenger RNA. Its product is annotated as galactosylgalactosylxylosylprotein 3-beta-glucuronosyltransferase 1. Gene Ontology annotation, cellular component: Golgi membrane. The transcript is spliced from 8 exons. NCBI's taxonomy places the organism in Eukaryota, Metazoa, Chordata, Actinopteri, Clupeiformes, Clupeidae. Gene Ontology annotation, molecular function: galactosylgalactosylxylosylprotein 3-beta-glucuronosyltransferase activity. Gene Ontology annotation, biological process: carbohydrate metabolic process; chondroitin sulfate proteoglycan biosynthetic process. The record is from RefSeq and is a predicted model, not a curated record. The coding region runs from base 982 to 2058 and encodes 358 amino acids.